AUUAGCAUUCAGUAGAGGAGAGCUCUGCUACAAGCAGUGAUGCUGGCUCGCAGAGCAAGCUGGCAAUUAGACUUGAUGGGCUGAAUAUUUCCUCUACAAGAUCUUGGAGAGCAAAUUGGACAUAGCAUAGCUUCUCACAAAGGGUCAUUUCAAAGAAAGGCUGAGCUGGAUUCACUGGGAUUGUUGAAAAGUGUUUCUGAAAGCAGUAGUUUAAGCUUGCAAACAAGGGGUGAAAUCAGCUUGGUUUUCCUAGCAUAUUGCCUUACAACCAACAGUAUGCUUGAUGUGUGGGUCUAUUCUAUAGGGCUUUGACAAAAGCUUGCUGCUCAUUUUAUAUAUAAAAAAAAAAGUGACUCAAGCUGGGAGAGAAGAGAAAUUACAAUGUUUCCUUGCAGACCAUUGAGGCUUUUGCUGCAGCUGGCAGUGUGGAAGAAAGAGAAAGACUCUAGGAAGUAAAAGCCUCGACUGUUGUAUUCUUCAGCCUGGCUUCUUCAGUGUUGUUGGAAGAAGAUUUGUCUCCAUUGUAAGUGCUCUAGGGAGGAACACGGUGUGACGGCUAUGCCCCUGGAGAUGGAAAAAACUAUGAACAAACUCAUGUUUGACUUUCAAAGGAAUUCAACCUCCGAUGAUGAUUCUGGAUGUGCCCUUGAAGAAUAUGCCUGGAUUCCACCAGGACUCAAACCAGAACAGGUCCACCAGUAUUAUAGCUGUCUGCCAGAUGAAAAAGUUCCUUAUGUGAAUAGCCCUGGAGAAAAAUCAAGAAUAAAACAGCUUUUGCACCAGCUGCCGCCACACGACAAUGAAGUCCGGUAUUGCAACUCUCUAGACGAAGAAGAAAAACGAGAGUUAAAGCUUUUUAGCAACCAAAGAAAAAGGGAGAAUUUGGGAAGAGGAAAUGUCCGUCCGUUUCCAGUUACAAUGACGGGUGCCAUUUGUGAGCAGUGUGGAGGGCAGAUCAAUGGAGGAGAUAUCGCUGUUUUUGCGUCUAGAGCGGGACAUGGAAUAUGCUGGCAUCCUCAGUGCUUUGUAUGCUCCAUCUGCAACGAGUUGCUUGUUGACCUUAUUUAUUUCUAUCAAGAAGGAAAAAUCUAUUGUGGCCGACAUCACGCAGAGUGUUUGAAACCUCGAUGUGCAGCAUGUGAUGAGAUCAUAUUUGCUGAUGAAUGCACAGAGGCUGAGGGGAGACAUUGGCACAUGAAGCAUUUUUGUUGUUUUGAAUGUGAAACUGUACUCGGGGGUCAGAGAUAUAUCAUGAAGGAAGGACGGCCUUAUUGCUGCAAUUGCUUUGAGUCGCUGUAUGCUGAGUAUUGUGAUACUUGUGCACAACAUAUAGGUAUAGACCAGGGUCAGAUGACAUAUGAUGGUCAGCACUGGCAUGCAACCGAAGGCUGCUUCUGUUGUGCGCAUUGUAAGAAAUCUCUACUUGGACGUCCGUUUUUGCCCAAACAGGGACAAAUAUUUUGCUCUAGAGCAUGCAGUUCUGGAGAUGACCCAACAGGGUCAGACUCCUCAGAUUCUGCUUUUCAGAACGCCAGAGCAAAAGAAACCCGACGUAGUGCAAAGAUUGGCAAGAAUAAAGCAAAGAUGGAAGACAACAGUAUGAAUCAUGGUCCAAUGAAUGUGGCAUCUAAUAGACUUUCUGCAGAUGUUGAUCCUCUCUCUUUGCAGAUGGAUUUGCUAAGUGUAUCAAGUCAAAACCCAAGUCUCAACAGAGAACAGUUGUGGAGAAGCAGAGAUGAACUUUACCAUUAUGGUAAUAAAAUGGAGAGGAGUCAGUCACAAAGUCCUUUACAACUUCUCAGUCAGUGUAACAUAAGAACGUCUUACAAUGCUGGCCAAGGAGCCGGUGCUCAGCAAGAUAUGUGGGCAAAACAUUACAACAACCAGAAAAGAAGUUUGUCCAUGAUGGGUCACAGUGAAAGUUUCUCCCAAGAUAGCCGGGAUGAGUAUUACCAAGGCAGGUUAAGACAGCAAGAAAGUUUUAGUGAUGUUUCCAACCACAGUUUUAAUGAAGCACGCUCAAGCCUGAGAGUUCCAAAAUUUGAGGAUGCAAAAGGCAUGAAUUCUCAACAGUGCCGAACAAGGCAUCCAAUUAAUGCACUUAAAUUUACGGAUAAAUUGACGCCUACAGAACAAACUCCUAGAGGAUCAAUGGAGUCUCUAGCACUCUCCAAUGCAACAGAAUUCCACAAACCAAAUAUGAACAACAUAACAACACAUGGAGACACCAUAGGUGCAUCUGCAGAUGGAGGUCCUAAACGGCAGGAGCAUUUGUCCAGAUUUUCAAUGCCAGAUUUGAGCAAAGAUUCUGGUAUGAAUGUUUCAGAGAAACUCAGCAAUAUGGGGACAUUAAACUCUUCUUCUCAGUUCAGAAGCGUGGAGUCUGUCCGAAGUCUACUCUCUGCACAGCAAUAUCAGGAUAUGGCACCAAAUUUCAGUGAAAUAGUUAAUGCGGGUAAAUAUAGAGACCUUCCACCUCAUGCAAGGCUGCGUCAAGGAUUUACAUUUGAUAAUGGUAUGUCCAUGAAUGAUAUGUCUGGCCAGACCAACACAAAACUAACACCCAUGAGUGAAAGAACAAGGAGACGUACACAAGCCCGAGAUAAUGACCAACACUAUCGACACCAUCGGCAAAGGAAAUCAAGACGCUCUCGUUCUGAUAACGCUCUUCACCUGACAAGUGAACAGUGCAAUAAACAGAAAGAGAAACCCAUUGUGAGAAACCGAGAAGAAUAUGAACAGUUCAUGCAACAAAGAGGAGGUAGAGAGCUAAUGGAUCAGGCAAGUAGGAGAGAAAUGUACAAUCGGUAUCAAAGAACAGCAUCUGACAUGGCUUUACAGAACCACCUCUUUGAAAGAUGGGGGCAACAUAUGAACGAAUAUGAUUGGUGUUCUACAUGUUCCUCCUCUUCUGAGUCAGAUAAUGAAGGAUAUUUCCUAGGAGAACCAAUUCCGCAGCCUACUCGUUUAAGAUAUGUAACCAGUGAGGACCUUAUCCAUCAGUACGGACAAUGUUCUGGUGGAAUUCCGAAGUCUUCCACCUUGGGUGGCCGAGGGCAGUUGCACAGCAGGAAAAGACGAAAGAGUAAAAACUGCAUUAUUUCAUAACAAUAUACAAACAUCUACAGGCUAAGAAUGUAACAUAUAAAUUAACAAAUCACAAACCUGCACUGCUCUUCAAAUUGAACAUUCAUUUUAUUACAGAAUGAUAAAGGCAGUGAAAUCUACCAUUAGCGCUGACCAAAUGGAGUAUGGAGUCAGAGGCUAAAUUCUUAUUGACAAAUAGUAAAUUGAUGAAAAAAUGAGUAUUGUUUUUAUUUUGCACACUUCACUUUCAAAGCAACUCUUCACUUUAUUACCUGGGUAGUUCAGUCCGCCAAAAAAAGAAGGAAAAAAAAAAAAAUCAAGAAAAAAAUAAAUCAGAACACUGCCAUGAAUUUUUUUGUUCAGCUCUAAACCUAUGUUCUUGUUUCGAUUGUAUGCCAUAAAAAAAUGUAUAUUGCUUGCCUUCAUCAUUCUAUCACAAUACCUGAUACUUUUUUUUAUGGUACUCAUAUUUUAAAGUAUUUUUUAAAUCUCAGAUAACGCUUAUGUUUUAAGUUAUUUACACACUCAUUGUAAAUGGAAUGUAAAUGAGAGUUCUGAUAACCUAUUUUUGUAUUUUGUAAUAUCGAAAUGCGUUUCUAUGUUUUGGGAAUAUAGAUAUUAUGGAACUGCAUGCACAGCUCAGAUGUCUGGUUGGUUUUAAUUGCAAACUGGUGUUCUUUUCGUACAUAGUGCAAUUUAUACAUUAGAGGUGUGUGAAUUAAUUCACUUUUAAAUGUUAAGCAAUAUUGCAAAAGUAAAUGUUAAUCGCUAUCAGGUUAAUACCAUAUAGUGACCCUUAUCUUUGGCAGUUAUACUUUUAAAAAGUCUAGCACCUUACCAGAAACAAAUCCACACAAAAAAAAAGAUUGUAGACCACAGUCUGGUAAUAUUCCAGAUAUUUAUAACCUUAUUUACCAAAGUAUAUGCACAUUUUACUUAGCUAUCAAAGAGUAUUAUAAAAUUGAUUUAGAGUUUAACAUUUUAACUACUAGAUUCCAACUGAGCAAUUGCGCACUCAGUAGGUAAAACCUUUUGAAGUUCAUGCAAGUGGACCUUUGAAAAUGAGGUAGGAGGCAGAUCCAUAAUGCAAGUGCGGUUUAUUCAUACUGUAUAAGUACAAACACACAUAGUGUGGAAGGGCAGCUGCGGAAGAUAUGACGCGUUUCGCGCAUGCUCAGAUGCGCUUCAUCAGAGAUGUUGAACAACCACAGGAAAAUUAUCAGCCCAACAAAAAGUUUUCCAUUAAUCCUUUGUAGGAUGGAUUUAUAUGACAAAUACCCUUUAUCAACAGCCUACCAAAAAUUAGCAUAAAAACUGUAGCCAAAGUCCAAAUUCUGUACAAUAGUAUUACAAUGUGGAGUACUUGUAAAAGAACAUAAAAUGCCUAUCGUGCAGUUUUGUUACGUCAGCAUCCAAUUGUGAGUGGUUUUAUGCAUCUGUGACUUGAAAUAUUUAUCUGCUAUCAUUAACCAAGUUGAAGGAAAUAAAUAAUGCUGCUUUAUACCUGGAAUGUAUCAUAAGAAGUAAAGCUGCCCAGCUCUUCUCAUUUGGCAUCAGGGCACAAAUAUAGAAAACUAGUAUUUUAAAGUAGAUUGCGCAUUGUUGUAUUAAACACAGACAUUUUGCUUUCUAUGCUUUGAACUGCAUAUCUUGUACUAUCUUCAGGGUAUUUGACAUCAUUUGCUGUUCAGAUUUCAAUAUUAAAAACAUAUUGUCCUUGAUAACAAUCA
Messenger RNA from Bombina bombina (fire-bellied toad), 4817 nucleotides. It is a transcript of the gene PRICKLE2, whose product is annotated as prickle planar cell polarity protein 2. The record is from RefSeq and is a predicted model, not a curated record. NCBI's taxonomy places the organism in Eukaryota, Metazoa, Chordata, Amphibia, Anura, Bombinatoridae. The transcript is spliced from 9 exons. Gene Ontology annotation, molecular function: zinc ion binding. Bases 559 to 3108 code for a protein of 849 amino acids.